Messenger RNA from Perkinsus marinus ATCC 50983, 249 nucleotides. RefSeq lists its product as hypothetical. The coding region runs from base 1 to 249 and encodes 82 amino acids. The record is from RefSeq and is a predicted model, not a curated record. The transcript is spliced from 2 exons. NCBI's taxonomy places the organism in Eukaryota, Perkinsozoa, Perkinsida, Perkinsidae.
AUGAGCAACGCCAUCAUCACCUCAUCGGUCGCGGCGUCCAAGAUAGAUGCUCUGUCGAAGUACGUCGACUUGUACAGCGACUUGCCAUCAUUGCAGGAGGUUAUCGAUUAUCAUCACGUGAAGAGCCAAGCUGAGCACGUUCAGGUCGAUUCCGCCGAUCAUGCGCUGUUGAUGCCACUGCGUGGAGCAUGCCUGAGUGGGGGCUCGGCUACUCCUGUCGAGAUACCCUGCCGUUGCGGGAGCCCUUAA